Nannospalax galili (Upper Galilee mountains blind mole rat) is the source of this 5131-nucleotide messenger RNA. RefSeq names its product zinc finger BED-type containing 4 (gene Zbed4). Lineage: Eukaryota; Metazoa; Chordata; Mammalia; Rodentia; Spalacidae. The record is from RefSeq and is a predicted model, not a curated record. The transcript has a single exon. Bases 336 to 3848 code for a protein of 1170 amino acids. Gene Ontology annotation, molecular function: DNA binding; protein dimerization activity.
CAAAAGGACCAUGUGUGCUGUCAGGGUGGUGGGGCUCCUGUCUCAGACCAGCAAGUCUGUGCUGCACCUGUGCACACUGGUGUGUACACUGAGAGGGGCUUGAUAGCAGCAUUCCUGGAAAACGGCGCCCCAUGCCCUUUGACUGUGCCUGCGUGACCUGCGCGUUCUGCUUUCCAGUGACGUCUGUGAUCAGCCGUGUUAAACACCCUAGAAGAUGGGGCUGUCAGGAGAAAGUGAAGAAAAUCUGCGUUGGGUUCACAAGUGAGCCUCUGGACCAGUUUUUACUCAGCUAAGAUGUCAAAAUGAUGAAGCAGCCAGGAUAGUUAUGGUUUGUCAUGGAGGAUAAGCAGGAAACUUGUCCCAAAGGGGACAGCGAUUUUAUUUCUGACAAAGUAAAUUUCAAAAUAGAGGAAGAAGAUGUUCAGAUUCCAAGUGACAGUUUGGAAAGAGUGGACUUUAAAAGUGAGCCAGAGGACAUGAGACAGACAGACAGUGGUGAUGAACAGGCAGAAAUCAGGGCAUCAAGCUGUGCCUGUCAGCCCCCUGGGAAAUACUUACCUGCUGAGAGUGAGGAUGACUACGGGUCGCUCUUCUCUCAGUACAGCAGCACACUGUACAAUGUAGCCAUGGAAGCUGUGACCCAGAGCCUUCUUUCUAGCCGCCAUAUAAGCUCUAGGAAGAAAUCUCCAGCUUGGAAGCAUUUCUUUAUCUCUCCUCGAGAUAGCACUAAAGCAAUAUGCACAUACUGUAUGAAAGAGUUCAGUAGGGGCAAAAAUGAAAAGGACUUGAGUACAAGUUGCCUCAUGAGACAUGUGAGGCGGGCACACCCCACCAAGCUCAUUCAAGAAAACGGAAGUAUAUCAGCGGGGUCUUCCUUUCCCUCUCCCUCGCUCCUGCUUCCCCCACAGCCUUCAGAUGUGGGGGACCUCAGCACUGCACUCUCACCUGUGAGACUUGUCCAGAAAAUGACUCCUAAGAUCCCAUCCCCUGACCAAAUCAUGGAAGAGUCUGUGUCUGUGGUCUCUUCUGAGGAGGUGUCCUCUGAUGUGUCUGUCACUGAGAAGUAUGGCAGAGAGGAGGCCCUGGCAGGCUCAUCCCCCCAUCUCUCCAUGCUCCAUUAUGAUGAUGCUGCAGAGGGCAUGGCAGAGAGAAACCUUCCCCUUCCCAAGAGCACAUCUGGGUCCAGGAGGAGGUCAGCAGUCUGGAAGCACUUCUACCUGUCACCCCUUGACAGCUCCAAGGCUGUUUGUGUCCACUGUAUGAACGAGUUCAGCAGAGGGAAGAAUGGGAAGGACCUGGGCACAAGCUGCCUCAUCAGGCACAUGUGGAGAGCACAUCGCUCUAUUGUGUUACAGGAGAACGGGGGCAGCACAGGCAUCCCACCCUUGUACCCUACACCCCCAACACUGCUGCCCACCCUGCUGUCCCCAGAGGGGGAUCUAAAUUCUGAAUCAUCUCCAGGGAAGCCAGUCAAAGAGUGCCGCUCUGCUUCUUCAUCCCCAGACAGGCUGGCCGAGGACCUGCCGUCACACACAAAUUCUGGGGAUGCCUCUCGGGAAGACGUGUCCAUGUUGUCAUCCUCUGAUGACCUGGGUGAGGCCUCUGUGGUGUCCUCUCCAGAGAAGCAGCCAGCAGGUGCUAUCAGUCCAAGGUUUGAAUCAGGUGCUGUCUUCCAGCAAAAUAAGAAGGUCAUGAAACGACUGAAGUCAGAAGUCUGGUACCACUUUUCUCUGGCCCCCAUGGACAGUCUCAAGGCGGUGUGUCGGUACUGUAGUUGUGUCAUCAGUCGGGGGAAGAAGGGGGAUGUGGGCACAAGCUGUUUGAUGCGACAUCUGUACCGACGCCACCCUGAGGUGGUGGGGACCCAGAAGGGCUUUCUGGGUACAAGUUUGGCAAACUCUCCAUAUGCCACUUUGGCCUCUGCAGAAAGUUCCUCCUCCAAAUUAACUGACUUGCCAGCAGUAGUCAGGAAAAACCAUCAAGGUGUGCUUCCUGCUAAUAGUAAGAAGACAUCAAAACUAUGGAACCACUUUUCUAUUUGCUCUGCAGACUCCACUAAGGUGGUGUGCCUGCACUGCGGCCGGACCAUCAGCAGGGGCAAGAAGCCCACCAACCUGGGCACCAGCUGCCUCCUGAGACAUCUGCAGCGGUUCCAUGGCCACGUACUCAAGAAUGAUGUCUCAGAAGCCACACUGCCCUGCUCUCCAGGUAUCCGGGGGCCUCUGAGCAUGGAGCCUUCAGGAGCUGCCUCUUUCCAUGACCCCACGGAGAAGUUCUAUGACUCUCACCCAGUUGCCAAAAAAAUCACAAGUCUCAUAGCUGAAAUGAUUGCACUUGACCUUCAGCCAUACUCUUUUGUAGACAAUGUUGGCUUUAACCGGCUGCUCGAAUACUUGAAACCUCAGUACUCUUUACCCUCCCCUUCCUACUUCUCUAGGACAGCUAUCCCAGGUAUGUAUGACAAUGUGAAGCAGAUAAUUAUGUCUCAUCUGAAGGAAGCUGAGAGCGGUGUGGUCCACUUCACCUCUGGAAUAUGGAUGAGUAGCCAGACCCGUGAGUACCUGACCCUCACAGCUCAUUGGGUCACCUUUGCAUCCUCUGUAAGACCACAUUGUGAGGACCACCAUUGUUCAGCACUUUUAGAUGUGUCGCAGAUCGACUGUGAUUACAGUGGAAACAGCAUUCAGAAACAACUGGAGUGCUGGUGGGAAGCCUGGGUGACCUCCAUUGGCCUUCAGAUUGGCAUCACGGUCACUGACAAUCCAAGCAUAGGGAAGAUGCUGAGUGAGGGCGAACACUCAAGCGUGCAGUGCUUCAGCCACACGGUGAACCUGAUUGUGAGCGAGGCCAUCAAGAGCCAGAGGAUGGUGCAGAACUUACUGAGUAUUGCCCGGAAGCUGUGUGAGCGGGUCCAUCGGUCCCCCAGGGCAAGGGAGAAGCUGGCAGAACUGCAGAAGGAGUAUGCACUGCCACAGCACCAGCUGAUCCAGGACGUGCCGUCCAAGUGGAGCACGUCAUUCCACAUGCUUGAACGGCUCAUUGAGCAAAAGAGGGCAGUUAAUGAAGUAUCCAUUGAGUGUAACUUUAGAGAACUGAUCAGCUGUGACCAAUGGGAGGUCAUGCAGUCUGUGUGUCAUGUGCUGAGACCGUUUGAUGCUGCGAGCCGGGAGAUGAGUGCCCACAUGUCUACACUGAGCCAGGUUAUCCCCAUGAUCCACAUCCUCAGCAGGAAAGUUGAGAUGCUCUUUGGGGAGACGAUGGGCAUUGACACCAUGCUGAAGUCACUGAAGGAAGCCAUGGCGAGCCGCCUGUCCGCCACCCUCCAUGACCCCAGGUACAUCUUCGCCACACUGCUGGACCCUCGCUACAAAGCUUCCCUGUUCACAGAGGAGGAGGCAGAGCAGUACAGGCAAGACUUAAUCAGGGAGCUAGAAAUACUGAAUUCUACCUCAGAGGACACAGCCACCUCCAAUGGCUGUGACUCAGGGUCCCCACUGAAAGACUCCAGCACAGGGGAGAGCCUGUGGUCACUUGUUGCACCCAUAAAGAGGAGAGAGCAGAGAGAGAAGCUACCGGAAGACAUGGUGCUCGCGUAUUUGGAGGAAGAGGUGCUGGAACACAGCUGCGACCCACUGACCUACUGGAACCUGAAGCGGUCAUCCUGGCCUGGGCUGUCCACCUUGGCAGUCAGAUUUCUAGGCUGUCCCCCAAGUACGGUCCCCUCGGAAAAGCUGUUCAGCACACCCACAGAGGCCGGUGGCUUUGGCCAGCCCAGGUUCAUGAUGGAGCAUUUUGAAAAGCUCAUCUUUUUGAAAGUGAAUCUUCCCUUGAUAUGCUUUCAGUAUUGAACUCACGAUGGAGCAAUGCCUUUCCGAGUGCUAGCUGUUGCACCAGGGCUGACUUGCUUGGCAGGGCCACGUAGGACACCAGACUAGGCAUCUGGGGCCACCUGCCAGCUCUCACCGUAACGUCCACAUGUGCCUUACUCCUCCUUCAGGCCAGGUAUCACGGUGCGUUUUCCGAGGUCCACUAGAAACAGCCUGUCUUGUCAAUUAUGAACUAGGAUGAUCAGGUUUUAAUUCAUAACUGUAAAGUUUUUUUUAAAAUUGAGGGAUAGUAAUUUGUUCCACUAGAAUGGAGAGGAGAUGUAAACAGUUUUAUUGUGUAGGGUUUUUGUGUAAAAAUCACAAAUCAGGUGCUGUAUUUUAAUUAAAUGUUGCUUUAAUCGCAACAAAACAGCUUUUGUAGCUGUCAGACGAAACCUGUAAAUAGGAGGUGAAGGUUAAGCCAUCCUGACUGAACAGUUCUUAACUGCAGGCUCCAAAGUGUGUUGAGGAGAAAAUAUUCUAGAAGCUGUUUAUUGCAACAGAAACCAGACAUUUGAAAAUAGAACUGAACUGUAUCAUGGAGUGUCAGUUAUAUGGUUAGUUGGUCAUGAGAACUUUCUGGUAUCAGGUGUUUGCAUUCAGGUUUUACGUAGGUCAUUUAACUCAGAGAUACUCCACUUACCAUGAGCCCCUUGAAAUUGGUUCCAAGUUUUAAAUUCAUGCUUAUGAUUUAACCAGUGCAUGAUAUGACACGUUUACAGCAGACGGCCUGUUGAUCAAAUCUCCAUGCCUCUGAUUUAUUUUGCGUCUCUACGCUAUAAAGCUAUCUCAUAAGAGGUGUGCACUGACUCCCCAGAUUGGUCAGAUUUGCUAAGAUUCUUCUUUGAGGAGAAAGCUUGUUGUUGACAGGGAAGUUUCUUGGUGACACUGCAGACAUGAGAAAAGCCUUAGGCAUUUAGAUUUUUUUUUUUAUGCUAGGAAGAUUCUGUCAUCACUGGGGUAUUAUAGAAUCCCAAGGACAUCAAAAUAAAAUACCAGUUGUCAGAUUCCUAAACAAUAUGUCUCCAAAGUUUUUGCUUUAAUGUCUAAAGAAAAAAAAAGAGCAUUCCUUUUCUCAAGUCAGAUCAAUUGAGUAUUGUAGGUGAGACAAGUCACUCAUCUGCCUGUGACCAUUUAGAGAAAGCUGUUCUUCUGUUGAAAUACUGUACCUAGGCUCAGUCUAAAUCUGCGUAGACUAUGCUUUAGUGUAUUUAUAAAUGGUGAACUUGGAUUCUGAAAUUAAACUUUUUAUUUGCAAUUUUCUA